This is a messenger RNA of Girardinichthys multiradiatus, 3042 nucleotides long. Its product is annotated as delta-type opioid receptor. The record is from RefSeq and is a predicted model, not a curated record. Gene Ontology annotation, molecular function: G protein-coupled receptor activity. The transcript has a single exon. Lineage: Eukaryota; Metazoa; Chordata; Actinopteri; Cyprinodontiformes; Goodeidae. Gene Ontology annotation, cellular component: membrane. Gene Ontology annotation, biological process: G protein-coupled receptor signaling pathway; immune response. The coding region runs from base 621 to 1637 and encodes 338 amino acids.
UAAUAGGUCCAGAGUUCACCUACCACUUAUCCACUAACAGUCAGGCUUUUCACCUUCUCCGUCCACCUGCUGCUCCCGUUACACUUUUUAGGGAAUUCUCUCUCUUCGGAGGACAGAGGAUUGUGGAUCGAUGUGUCCAACUGAGGCGUGAUGUGGAGUUGCAGGCUGCUGUGAGGUGCCAGGAAAUCACAGACCUCAGCUUACACCAUUAAUUUAAGCUCAACAGGAAAUCAAAGAGGAGCAGAAAAGCCACUGGGGUUCUCUAGUCUUCUACACAGGCAUUACUGGAGCAAGCUGAUUGGAUGACACAUGGAAAAUAGAUGCAACAUUGGAGAAGUCUGUUAUUUUGAUGGCUAUGUUUCGAUGGGAGCAUGUCAAGAAGCUGGUGUUUAUCUGUGUUUAACCAUCACCUUCUCCUCUAAAUACUGGCUGGUAAUUGUCAGCACAGUUACUGGUAAAUGUCUGGAAAUCUGUGUGGUGUUAUUUCUCAGAAGACAGUUAUUGACUGAGCAAUCAUUCCUGCAUGUAUUAUCAGCUGUUUUAUGGCUGGGUGAGCGAAAUAACCAACCAAACUGUUUUUGAGUAUUAACAGGGUCAGAGUGACUUGGACUUAAGAAACGAUGCUGAACUCUUCUGGUUCUGAAGGUCUGCUGGGGAACAGAAGCAGCGAUGGUUUGGCCAGUGUGGAGCAGAUCCUUGUCCCCAUACUGGAUUCACUGAUUCUGAUUCUGGGAGUUACUGGACACACUUUAGUGAUGGUGAUCUUGUGUGGACGACAGAGGAGGGGGUUAGGACAAGCUUCACAGGGCUUCAUGAUGGGCACAGGGACGGACGUCCUCUUGCUGGCUCUGAGUGCUGCAGAUCUGCUCCUGCUCUCCACGAUUCCCUUCUACACAGCUUCCAUAGUCAUGCAGAAGUGGCCUUUUGGGAACGUCAUGUGCCGUCUGGUGGGUUUCUUGGGAUCCGCUUGCUCAUCCGCCAGCGUCUUCACUCUGGCGGUGCUGGCUGUCUCUCGCUAUCUGACUGUGGUGAAGCCUACCAGAGCAUACAGCCUGCUCACCCCUCGCAGGUUUUCCAUCAUCGCCGUUCUCAUCUGGGUUCCAGCCUGCUCCCUCGGAGCCCCUCAAUUGGUUUUUCGCUCUGUGGGACCCCCUCGGCAAGCACCUGAUGGCCUUGCUUGCUUUGCCUUCCUUUCUCACCAGCAGCAGAUGAUCUACGGACUGUUUCACUUCCUCGCAGCCUUCAUGCUUCCACUGGUCACCAUCGCGGUGGCAUACGGCAGCAUCUACGUGUUCCUGUUGCGGGGCCAACAUGCCGGCAGGGCCCCUCAAGUAGAGCGCUAUCAGAGAAAAGUUACUCAGACAACAGCCAUGCUGGUGCUAGCUUUUACUCUGUGCUGGCUGCCCUCGUAUGGACUGACGCUGGCCUUACUGGCGAAUAAGAACUCAGGGGCCAGUGGGGCCACGCCGCGUUAUGGCGCCUUUAGUGUGUUUGCACGCUUCAUGGCAACCUCCUCUACAGUGAUGAACCCUUGCCUCUAUGUACUGAUGUCCCAAAAGUUCAGACAGGAUCUACUGAGGAUUUUCAAGAAGGAAAGCCAAAAAGCAAAGAACAAUGUGGUGAUGUCUGCUGUCUGACAGAGUUAAUGUAAACAACUCACUGAAAAGCAAAUGUUGUGCUUUAGGACUUCUCAAUCAAAUGUUUGAAAGCAGUAUUCUACUGAACCUGAAACAUUAUGCCACUUAUGUGUGAAAAGUAGGAGAACUUACUCUGAAUUAACACAUUCCUGGGAAGAGUGGCGAGAAAAAUCACUGUGAACAAAUCAACCCUGUAGUGAAACAUGGUGGUGGUGGUAUGAUGCUGUACGGAUGCUUUUCUUCACGUCAACAAUCCUAAACAUGAAGCUAGAGCUAAAAGGGAAUGCUUUAGAUACAUUGUUCUUAAAUUGUGGUAGAAGUACAACAUGUCAUUUCUGGGUUGCCUACAGUGGUAGUCAAUAAUAAUAAUUUGCAAAAUAAAUAUGAAUGUAAUAAUUGUGAAGAAAUUAAUGAGAGUAGACCAGGAACAAAUGCUGGGGCCAACUUAUGCUGUGAUCCAACCCCCUCAAAAGUCCAAACUAGGAUCUGAAAACGAUAUUAAAAAUUAAAUGCAUUCCUGUUUCAAGUUAAAAAAACAGUGAGAUUUGGUAAUUGAUGCAUGGUGUUCGUUGACCUGCUUUUAGCAAUACAACAUAAUACCUCAUUUCUCUGUGUUUUGUACUGUCAAACAGCGUAGCGACUAGUUUAAUAAAGCACGCUGUAUAGUGCAGUAUGUGUGACUUGCGUCGUAAGAUAUACGUUAGAAGAAGUGCAAAUAAGCAGUUGUUUUUAUUCUUAUUUUACGACUUCGCUGUUACUAAUGGUGUGCAUGGAAGAUGGCCAUACUAGAUUUCGAGGAUGGGGUUGGUAAACAACCUCUGACCUUCCCACGUGGACCCAGACUUGUCGGGACCUUUCUGUUAAUUUCCCCAACUUUAAACUUGUAAAUGUCAAUUUCAGAAUAACAAUGAAAUGUGAAAUUAAACAGCCUCUUCUGACCAAUCAUGCAAAGCCAAAGAAAUAAUACUGAGCAAAAAAUUAAAAAGUUUGAAUUCCUCUUGUUUAAAAAAAAGGUCUGUUAAAAUGGUGGGUCUUAUAAAACUUUUUAUGUUCUUGGGUUGUUCUUGUUAUAAAAGAGUUUGAAAGCGAGCACUAUAGAUCAAAGCAUAUUCAUAAGUGCAUGACCUAGUUAAAGUCCAGACUUAAAUCUAAUUAAAAACCUGUGGUAAUACUUGAAAACUGAUGUUCAUAAUCACCUUCUCUCCAAUCUGACUGACCUAUUUUGGAACGAAAUACAUAUCAUCCUCUAUUCCUGAUCUUUAUUAUAGUUUGAGAAUUUUAUUGCUUAAGACAAUCACAAGACUUGCUCUGGGUGUGGAGGGUUUAAAGGCCCAGUAGGAGACCCAAUUCUGAAUCACAUUCCUUGUAAACAGAUUAAAGUAAAGGCACUUUGGUAGAACAUUAA